GCCAACGUGAGCCGCAGAGACAGAAGUGGAAGGCAAGGAGAGCAGCUGCAGAGGAGGUCCAAGACUGCAAAAAACCAGGACCAAGAUCAGAUCCAGGACCACGGACCAGUACAGGAUCAGCCCAGUCCACCAUGUCAGAGUCCAUCAAGAGACGCAACUCCAGCAGGCAGCUCCUGCAGAACCUCAUCAGGGUGACGGCACAGAGGAGCCAGGAGGACGCCGAGGAGGUUGAGAGGGAGCGAAGGAGAAGAGCCAGGGACAUGCAACAAGGAGACGAAAGCCCCCCCAGGCCGGAGCCCCCCCAACAAAGCAAUCUCACACACAACACACAGUCGGGUGAAGAGCUGAAGCCCGGCCGCUGCCUGGCCAUGGAGGAGGACGAAGGCUUCAGCGACUGGAGCCACCGGUUGGAAAACCGGUUGGAAAAGCACGAGGCGCAGGCGCAGGCGCAGGCGCAGGCGCAGGCGCAGACGCAGGCGCAGACGCAGGAGGAGUUCAGGGUGAAGCAGCAGAGACCUGCAGCACCAUCGGACUCCAAGGAGGAGAAACAACAGGAGAAACAACAGGAGGAUGGAGAGGAGGCCAGAGGGAAGCCAGAACAAAGCUGCCAGUCUGAGGAUGUUUCCACACAACCGCCAGAAAAGACGUCCCUCAGAAAACAUGCCUUCAGGACGUCCUACAGCUCCUCAGUGUUCCUGUCCCAGGACUCCAGGCCGCAGCACGCUGCAGGUCAACCCCCAGAAAGGACAUCGUACUUGGCGGCGGGGACGAUGAGGCCCCGUGGAGGAGCCUGCAGGAUGGACGAGGAGAUAGAGCCGGAGAAGCAGAAGAAAGAGGAGAAGCAGAAGAAAGAGGAGAAGCAGAAGAAGGAGGAGAAAGAAGAGGAAGAAGAGGAAGAAGAGGAAGAAGAAGAAGAAGAAGAAGAAGAAGAAGAAGAAGAAGAAGAAGAAGAAGAAGAAGAAGAAGAAGAAGAAGAAGAAGAAGAAGAGGUUCAUCAAACAUUGCAGAGGGAGUCAGCUCAAACUCUGGACAGUGGCAGAGAAGGAGAUGUGAGCUACAUGCAUGAGGAGAGGAAAGACAUUCACGUCCAGAAGAGGCACAGUCCUGUGGUCUCAGAGGAGGAAGAGCAGACGAUGGAAAACGAGAGGUCAGAGGAAGCCGGGACCUGGAGGGGCGAGGUGGUGAGCAGCAGGUCUGCAGGGUCUCUCUGCAGCAGCAGUGAAGGCGAGGAGUCGUUAAACUGCUACGGCCCCAUGAGCCCCACAUUCAAGAAACUCCUCAUACAGUUCUACCCAGACGAGGUGAACAGUCGCGUCUCACCAGACGGAAAAUGCACGAUUACAGAGAGAACUGAGUCCCUGAGGAGAAGUGUUGGCAGCAUCAAGAAGACGGUGCCACCUGUUCCCGUCUCUAAGAUCGACAAAAAGCUGGAACAGUACGCACAUGCUCUCGAGGUCUCCUCGAAGGAAGGAAGAUCAGUCUCUCAGGGCCUGACAGACGUGACGAGUCCCGCUGAGCCAGUCGCAUCUAAGAAGAACCUGUUUGAAGCCGGAGAAGCCUGGAACCAAAACGUCACGUCAGUCACGCCAUCCAAGGAUGCUGAUGGUAUAAAAGUGGGCGUUGCUGAUCUCAUCAACCAGUGGGUGAAAGGUGGUGAAGACGAAAGCAGGUGCAGCUCACCAUCCAAACCAGCGGAGAACGCCGCUAAAAAAUAUAAAUAUGUGGUGACGGGUCACGGCAAGUACGAGAAGGUUUCUGUCGAUGACGGCUGCAGUGAAGAGAUAAACUACCAGGCAGAUGGACAGCUUUAUGAAGAUUUGUGAACCGGAUGUUUUGGAUACAUAAAAACCACUUUCACUUCAGCAUUCUCUCUAUUUCAAGCUUUAUGUUGAAAAGUACCUAAAUUCUGUUACUUCCCCUGAAAGGUAGCGCAGUAAAACGUGAGUCUUUUCUUUGUUUAAAAUGGACAAAUCCUCAUUUCAUUCUGUGACCAAUAUCUCAAGGCACUUAAUAUAUCUUUGAAAACAAUUAAAAACAUUUAAACUGAUAAGCUGUGACUGAUUCUGUAGUUCUUAACCUCUUGAAAAAAAUCACUUUGACUUCUUUUUAAUUAAUAAGGGAUUGUGUUUCCACCGCAACAUAGACAGCUUUGAGACGAGUCUUGAGUUGACUUUAGAAAAC
This is a messenger RNA of Cololabis saira (Pacific saury), 2181 nucleotides long. RefSeq names its product lymphocyte-specific protein 1-like. The transcript is spliced from 14 exons. NCBI's taxonomy places the organism in Eukaryota, Metazoa, Chordata, Actinopteri, Beloniformes, Belonidae. Bases 132 to 1823 code for a protein of 563 amino acids. The record is from RefSeq and is a predicted model, not a curated record. Gene Ontology annotation, biological process: signal transduction. Gene Ontology annotation, molecular function: actin binding.